Molecule: messenger RNA, 357 nt
Organism: Clunio marinus
Lineage: Eukaryota; Metazoa; Arthropoda; Insecta; Diptera; Chironomidae
Source: the annotation of a GenBank genome assembly
AUGAAGACAGCGACAAUAUUUUGCAUCGUUUUGAUUGUUACUUUGGCUGUUCAGGUGAGAGAAAUCAAAGGCAACACUGUACGAAGCUCUGUAUCAGUUAAAUUGCAACCAAACGGAGCAAAUGCUAUUUUUUGGCACUUUAUCAAGCCAUUUAUUCCUGAAGGAAUUGUGAUUUCUUCUAAUGGACCGCCUACAGCUAACAAUUCAAGCUUAAUGCCUGCAAGCAUUACGAACAUGAGUGUGGGAGAAUUAAAUAAUUCAAAUGCUAUUUUGUCUUCUAACUCUAAUGUGUCCGCUUCGAUCGAUCAGACAUUUAACGCACCAGUUGAAGAAACAUCAACUUCAAGUUCAAGAUAA